Messenger RNA from Schizophyllum commune H4-8, 2135 nucleotides. RefSeq lists its product as uncharacterized. The coding region runs from base 440 to 1891 and encodes 483 amino acids. The record is from RefSeq and is a predicted model, not a curated record. Lineage: Eukaryota; Fungi; Basidiomycota; Agaricomycetes; Agaricales; Schizophyllaceae. The transcript has 5 exons.
CCGCCUACAGCACACUCAUCGAUUUGCCACAAUGCUCAGCGGCAGGCCGGACGCCCUUCGCAAUGCUGUUGAAGAACUGCCUCUCCGCAGACGAUGUCAGCCAGCACUCCGGGCGCUGUUCAAGCGGGUGACAUAGACCUCGAUAAGUGCCCCACUUCUCGCUACUGAAUUGACAAUUUGCUCAUCAUCAGCACGAGGCGUACGGUGUAUGUCGUCGAAGCCUGCAAGAAGCAGUACCUUUGUGACCCUUCUGGUUCACAAUGCCACGACCUUCUUGACAUAUGCAGGCUUUGACCUGGGGUGUGGGCAGGUAUAAUACGGCGGCGCUUUGUGUAGGAAGACCCUUCCUAUACUUCCCAACUAAAGUUGAGAAAGACAUCGAGUCUAUCGCUACCAGAAAGCCAAGCGCCAAUCCGCCAUCCAAUUCACACAUUCAGAGAUGUCCAUCCAGACUGCCCCUGCUUCCACUACCUUUGCUGCCUCCCCCGAGAACUUUGGCCUGAAGCGCAGCUCGAACGCAAGCCCGCGCUCUCAGAACAAUCAAACCAUGGACCCCGAAUCCCUCGCAGACUCUUUGGCCGCCUUCGUCCUGGACGGUGCCAAGAAUCAGCCGCAGCUCGCCUCGGGCGCCAACACGAUCCCGCUCGGCUCUCGCAGCAACAAGCCUCCCCUCAAGGAUGUCACCAAUCACCUAGCCGAUGCGGCGCCUAUGGCUGCCCUGCCCUUCUCGAUCACUGGGACCAAAUCCGGCCCAUCUGCCAUCGCGCGGAAGACCAUUGCCACACACACCAUCCCCACCAGCGCGUUCAUCACCAAUCCGAAUGCAGUAGUCGUGCGCCGCAGCGCAUUCCCACCCAUGCAGGCUAGCGCGCGCCCUCCUACCCGCACCUUCGUCAACCCUUAUCUCCCCUCAAACCAGGCUAGCGCACCCGCGCUGCAGAAGCCCUCCACCAUCGCCAGCGCCUUCAACUGCAACCCCAAUGCCUUCGCCGCCGCCUACAACGCGCGUGUUCCACACUUUAACUUCAACUUCAACCCGUCCAACCCCUCCCCUUCUACAGCCAGCGCGUUCGGGUUGCCGAGCACCUGGAGCGCUGUCACUAACAUCCAAGAAGACGAGCCCAUGGACGUCGACGACCCGUGGGCUAUGGAGAUCUGCCUUCCCGACCCCGAUGCGAUGGACACCUCGCCAAACAGCGAGAACUACUCCGUCCCCUUCUUCCCAUACCACGGUCCUCAGGAGUUUGUGGCGCCGCAGUUUGGACGCCUGUUCCACCCGUUCGUGCCCCCGCCGCUUCCUGAGCCGACCCACGCGAAUGCCUACAACGCUUUGAGGCAACUCGACUCUUCGACUGCUGCCAUGCACGCUUCGCUGGCUCGUCCGGAGCUCUACUCUACUUCUCCUCGCCAGCUUGCCUCCUCUUCUCUCGACGAGUCCCUUCUGCCGCGCUUCUCCGAGCCCAUCAUGGACGAGCUCGUCCAGCGUUACCCACACUCGCCCGACGCCAUCCUCGCCGACAAGAAGCGCAAGCGCACGACGAUCAAGACCGCCGCCCAGCGCGAGGCCGAGGCGAAGCAGGCCCGCUACUGUGCACAGCUGAAGGCCGAGCGGAAAGAACUCCAUCGUCGGUCUAUCGCUCUUGCCGCGCGGAAACCCGAGCUCCCCAGCAAGAAAUUGCGCACUCCGCAAGCCGACCGCGAGCGCGUCGAGGUGCCGCCUUGCAUGGUCCCGGAGAAGACGAGGCGGACGCUGGCUGAAAUGAAGAAGACCUCAGCAACGAAGAUGACGAAGACGACCGAAGCGUCUCGUCGUUGCAACUUGACGAAGGUGGGUAGCCGCCUGCUAGCAGCUGCAUGCUCUGCACCGCGCUCCUUGGUUGGUUUCUUGUAAGACUGUUACCGACAUGGCUUGUUUGAUAUCCCGUAUUCUUCUUUCCUCUCAUCGCUGUAUCUCUCAUCAUCUCUGUCGUGUUCUUUGUUUCUUCGCAUCUUUGAUACCCUCAUCUACCUUAGUAUGGACUCGACUUUUUUGUAAUCACCUUUUAGUAGUUGUAGUAUUCGCACCGUACCUUUUUCUUCUUCGACCUUCAGAUUUCAAUAACCAGAUUCUUCAAUGCAUCUCUGGAAUGUGAUAU